This is a messenger RNA of Drosophila nasuta, 1847 nucleotides long. RefSeq lists its product as uncharacterized. The record is from RefSeq and is a predicted model, not a curated record. Bases 54 to 1619 code for a protein of 521 amino acids. The transcript is spliced from 4 exons. NCBI's taxonomy places the organism in Eukaryota, Metazoa, Arthropoda, Insecta, Diptera, Drosophilidae.
UUUGUUUUCGCUACAGGUUUGUUUGCUUUGUAAAAUUUAUUAGUAUCAAGUUUAUGCUACGCAAAGCAACGCGUAGUCUGGCGCAAAAACUGGGCAAAUUUCAGAGCAAGAUGAGCAGCCCACUGAGCACAGUGUGGCCAAAUCCUACAGUGGUGCCUCCACAACAAUUGUCCCAGCUGACUCCGUUUGCCAAGCAACAGCUGGAGCAGUGCACAAAUUUAGUAAAACCAUCGACAAAAGCAGCUGCCGUCGAUCUCGAUGAGUUUAUGCAAAUCUCUGAGCAGUUUCCCAUACCAUUUCCCAUUGACACUUGUCGAGUGAAAACUCAACCUGCAGAACGUCGGGAACUGAUACGCGGUCAGAUUGCCUCAGCUUAUCCCAUAGUACACGAAUUGACGCUGGUGCUCUUGCUCAACUUUCUGGAGCACAAGCAAAAGUAUGGUAAUGCCAAGGAAUUGAGUGUCUAUGGCAAUCUCUCGUUAACUGACUUUGUGCAGCGGUUGCUGGACAAACGUUGCGCUUACUUCUUUGGUGGCAGCGAUACUUUUAAACUCCUCAGCGGACAACGUGGAAGUGGUGGCUUCGAGCAGAUUGGCGAUGUGAAUAAGCAGCGUUCUCCGCUGUUGCUCGAUCAAGUGCUCAGCUAUGAUGAAAUCAAGCUGGCUGCCUUGCUCUAUGUGUCCACGCACUCCGAGUUCAUCAACAACGGCGAUCGCUCCAAUGCCGGCGUCGUGGAACAGAACAAAACACUCAUUGAGCGCGAGGGCGUCAUCAUGGGCAUGAUUGGUGCACGCUUCGAGCGUGACGAAGUCAUGGAGUACCAGGAUAUUAUCAUAACGCCACGACAGAAUACCGAAGCAAAGGGUUAUGGUUACAAGGCGGACAAGCCACAAAAUCGCGUCCAGGAUUAUCGUCGCUUAUGGCGCGACUUCUAUGAGGAGCCGCAGGACUUUCGUUACACGGAUGUGCCGCAGGAUGCGUCACGCUUUCUCCCGCUGCUGCAUGACGAGGGUUAUCUCGAUGCCCGAGUGAUGAGCAAACGGUAUGUCAUCAGUUUCGAUUGCUUGCUCUUGGAGGCGGAGGCACGUGCGGCAGCUGCUGGCAAAUUGGCCUACAUACACGUGGUGGGCUUUGGACUGGGCGUCUGGAAGAUAUUGGAGGAGCAGGAGCGCAUAUUUCUCUCGACCUUUGAGCAGCGUUUGCGUGCGUUAAGCACCCGUCUGUUGCAUGUUGGCGUCGUGCAUUUCUCAUGGUUUCAUUUGAAGCAAUGCGACGGCAUCCACGAUGGCGCAUUCAUUAAAGAGCCAACGCAUCCACAGGGUGGCAUCAAAGUGCGUCUUUCCGUGCGCAAUCCCAACGAUAAGCUAAAGAAGGACCAGCUGCUGCUGGUCACGUAUGCUUGGGAUGGCAAUGCGCUGCCAGGCAACGAAUUCUGGGCGAAUAUGUUGGUAAGCACUGGAGAUCCAGCUGCUGCGUGUUCCACGCUGAUUACGGAGCUGCAGAACAGUCACAUCAACAAACAAUACAUGAGUGGCAACAACCUGCACGUGGCAUCCAUGGAACACGGCGUGUUGCACAUUGCCGACUAUGCCGAGCGUCUGCUGCACAUUUCUUCAUAAUUCAUUUUCUGUUUUUCUAUACUUGUCUUUAUCGCAUUUGUGUUAAGUGUUGUGAUAAGCUUAGCUUGAAGAAUUUCCCCGAAUUUUGCAAAUUAAUUGCACAAAAAUGUCAUUGUGAUAAGCUUUAAAUGUCUACAGACUUUUUGAGUUGAAUGGACUUUUUCCAUUCUUGAAAUUGAAUAAUUUUUGAUAAUCGCUGAAUUAAAAAUGUUUUAGCAACAAAAGUAA